AUGUCCACCACUGGCCGGCGCCGGUCGGUGGAGGUGCGCAGCUUAUGGGACGCCCACGACGUCCAGAGCCGGGGGUUCCUGGAUGCUGCGGAGCUGCGGCGACUGCUGGACUCGCUCCGCAAGAAGCUGGGGGCCUCCGGCGCCUUGUCCGACGCCGCGGCCGAGCGCUGCGCGGCGCUGCUGCGCGCCGACGAGGACACCGGCGAGCUGCGGCAGGAGGACUUUGGGCGACGCUUCACGCAGCUUUGGGCUCAGAAGGACGAGCUCUGA
This is a messenger RNA of Effrenium voratum, 270 nucleotides long. The record is from the annotation of a GenBank genome assembly. Lineage: Eukaryota; Dinophyceae; Suessiales; Symbiodiniaceae.